Messenger RNA from Canis lupus familiaris (dog), 2601 nucleotides. It is a transcript of the gene ISX, whose product is annotated as intestine specific homeobox. Gene Ontology annotation, biological process: regulation of transcription by RNA polymerase II. The coding region runs from base 1094 to 1792 and encodes 232 amino acids. The transcript is spliced from 4 exons. The record is from RefSeq and is a predicted model, not a curated record. Gene Ontology annotation, molecular function: DNA-binding transcription factor activity, RNA polymerase II-specific; RNA polymerase II transcription regulatory region sequence-specific DNA binding. NCBI's taxonomy places the organism in Eukaryota, Metazoa, Chordata, Mammalia, Carnivora, Canidae.
UUCAGCUCCACUCUGCCCCCUGCCCCCUGUUCCCAACACCUGGAUCCCUGGCCUUAAGGAGGGUGGAGAGUUCCUUUUCUUAUCAACUCUUUUACUGCCCCCUCCUCCCUGAUUACACAGUAAUUGGGAACAGAAUUCCCCGUAAGGACAGGUGGGUGCCUUGUCAGGUCCCAGCCAACAGUUUACAGGACAGACCGAGAAGGUCUCCUUGGUGCUGUCUCGGGAGACAGAUCAGGGGCAUACAAGCCUGGAAGAAGCAGAAAGGACACCAAAAGGAAGGGAGAGUCACCCUGGGACAGGAGCCUCUGAGAGGCUUGUGAGGUGAAGCCAGGGAGACUGGAAGGCAGGCCAGAGACGCCGGCACUCCGCCCAGCCCCGUCCCAGACAGCCAGCCUGUGGGGGUCCGGAGACCCCCAAUCUAAGCCCACACCUGCCAGACCACAGAGGCCCAGGUGCUCCAGAAAGCCUACUCUGGAGUCUGGAAGCACCAGACCUAGAAGUCCAAGAGGGUUUCUGGGAACACCUUUCAAGCUGCCGGGUGGCCCGGAUCUCAGCUGGCCCCUGGGGCCCAAGGGUGGCACUCGAGCCUUCCAGAGACUGCCCAGAGCCAGCAGGAAGGGGCCACAAGUGGAAAAAAGGCAAAAGUGGACGUCUCCUCUUCCUUCCAGCUCUUUACCUUGUUCCCCACUGACAGCGACCUCAGGGGCCCCAGCCUAGCCUGGAGAUUUUGAAAGCGACCACGCCGGAGAGGACCCUUUGCAGCACAACUGAAACCAGCGGUGGCCAUGGUGGCUCCCUUCCUGCAAGAGCUCUGAGCCCAUGGGCAUGGGAGACAAGCGUAUUCCAGCUCUCCCAAUGUGACCUGCCUCCUCCAUCCCAGGAGUGUCCCCGUGGAGACAGAGCUGUGCUUGGAUAAUUGGACAUGAGGCUCUCCAUGCUCCACCUCUGCUUGCCCUUUUGAUUCCAGGAUUCUCAGGGGAGGAAGUUCGCCACCCUCCACCAGCAUCGCCCUGGGCGCACACAAGGUCCCCCUCUGCCCCUCCUCACAGCCACCCACGGAGGGCAUCACGGCAAACCCUGCCCUCUGCAAGAUAUGGAGAGGAAAUGCCCGGGGCACUGUGGGGCCCCCAAGAAGCUGGAGCUGUCCUUCUCCAUCGAGGAGAUCUUAAAGAGGCCCACUGAGAGCAGCCGCAUGGUCAAGACAGAAGGGGCAGGUGGACAGGACACCCGGCAAGCAGCAGGUGUAAGCUCCGGACUGGAGAGGCCCCCACAGGCCCAGCCCCAGGAGGAAAGAAAGAGCAAGAGGAGGGUCCGAACCACCUUCACCACCGAGCAGCUGCAUGAGCUGGAGAAGAUCUUCCACUUCACCCACUACCCAGAUGUCCACAUCCGCAACCAGCUGGCAGCCAGGAUCAACCUCCCAGAAGCUCGGGUGCAGAUCUGGUUCCAGAACCAGCGUGCCAAGUGGCGGAAGCAGAAGACUGGCAGCCUUGGAGCUUCACAGCAGCUGAGUGAGGCCGGCUUGGCCCUGGCCACAAACCUGGACGUGGCCGGCCCCAUGCUGCCGCCCUCCAUUCCACCCUGGCUGGCCCUUCCCACGGGGUGUUACCCACCAGCUCCAGGCCAGCCCGCCUCUGCCUGGUUCCCCGGCCAGAUCACCCUCCUGCCAGGCCACCUGUGGGAGACACAGCCUCUCCUAGGCUCUCUCAUUCAGCAGACCUGCAUCCCUGCACUGUGCUGCCUUCCACCUGCGAACUCCAAAUGGGGCAGCCCCUGUGCCACCUCCACAUAGGGAUGGAAUAACCUCUCACCAAUGGAGCCGCUCCCCUCUCCAGGUGAAGAGGAGGGCAGGAGGGUGCCCGGGACUCUAGGGGAAUCAAUCUCAGCACCCAAAGAUGGCCCACAGCCCAGGAAGCUCCCUGAGCACACCCCGGAGGGAAGGUUGCAUUGCACUCAGAGCAAAGUGAGCAAUACGGGAGCUCUCAUCGCUCUUCCCAAGUGGUCCUCCGGUCUCAGAAGACAGAGGCUGCGUGAGAUCCCGAGAUGAGCUCUGGAACAAGGAGGGCAUCAUCUUCACUCAUGCUUCCUCUAACUCGCUGUGUGACCUCCAGCUCAUUACUCAUCGUCUCUGGACCUCAUCUACAACACAGGCAGUUGGACAAGGAGACUUCUGAGGACCCUUCUGGCUCUUCUUCAGUGAGGUGAACUGUGGUGAGAACAGGGGAUUAGAGGAGGCCCAGGAGGGGUUGUCUGGUCAUUCCUGAUACAUUUAUUGAGCACCUACUGAAUAAUGUAUAAACGGAACUGGAUCUAGACACGAAUAAUCAAGUCUCGCCCCCAGGAGCCCAGUCCAGGUUGGCCCAAGGGGUCACGCUGAGCUUCCCCUACAAGCAGAACACGCGCUCAGUGACCUUGCAGUUGGCCCAUGGCUAACAAAUUCUGUAUGGCUUUGACGUGAAUGUGCAAAGUGGAAGAUAAAUAUAGGGAAAGUUGGUUUUUUGUUUGUUUUUUAAUUUAAGACAGAACAUUGUAUCUUUGGUUAUCCUGCUAGACUGGGGAGGGAUGUUGUAUUUCCAGUCUGAAUAAAGACUAUGACAGUAA